Molecule: messenger RNA, 603 nt
Organism: Macrosiphum euphorbiae (potato aphid)
Lineage: Eukaryota; Metazoa; Arthropoda; Insecta; Hemiptera; Aphididae
Source: the annotation of a GenBank genome assembly
AUGGAAGAAAAAAUAGACAUACUAAUUAAAGCUGUUAACGAAAUAAAAACUACACAAUCUAAACUUGUUUCAUCAGUUAAUUCGUUGUCGGAAAAGUUUGGAUCGCUUAAUAAAAAAGUCAAUGAACUAUCAAGCCAAAUUAAUAGCUUGUCUUCCGAUAAUGCAUCUUUAAAAGAAAGAGUUGAUAUCAUUGAAACAAAAACAAAAUCUUUGAGCACAAAUCCACAUAUACCAAACAUCAAUGAGCUAAUAUCAGAGAUGAUUGAUCGUCAAUCUCGAUAUAAAAAUAUAUUAUUAUUUAAUUUACCAGAGUCAAAUCUCGAUUCUAACUCAACGAAUAUGGAUCUCAUAACUGUAAAAGACAUACUGAAAUAUUUAAAUUUGGAAUCUAUACCCACUUCAAUUUUUCGUCUUGGAAAACCACCUUCUACUUCUACUCCUAUCAAACCAAGACCGUUAAAAAUAUGCUUCUCCGAUCAAAAAAAUGUGUUUGAUAUAUUUUCAACUCAAAAUAAAUUGAAAUCAAACUCCUCGUGGAAAGAUAUUCGCUUCUCCUCAGAUCAAACUAAAAAACAACAAGAACAUAUGUCUCAACUCCGUUAA